AUGAUGUUCUUUUGCAGAUGUUUGAAACAAGCCAUAACAAACUCAGAAAUAGCUAAAGUUUUGCUAAAAUUUGUGCUAAGUUCAAUUUCAGAUCAAUUCAAUGCUAAUGGUUCAAAACGGCUCAAUUUUCAAAAUAUAUCCAUUAAAAGUUGUCAUCCAUUACCAAUAUUCCAUAAUUCUUCAGAAGCAGAUAAAAAAGUUUAA
Clunio marinus is the source of this 204-nucleotide messenger RNA. The record is from the annotation of a GenBank genome assembly. Lineage: Eukaryota; Metazoa; Arthropoda; Insecta; Diptera; Chironomidae.